This is a messenger RNA of Colletotrichum higginsianum IMI 349063, 1383 nucleotides long. RefSeq names its product RNA recognition domain-containing protein. The coding region runs from base 1 to 1383 and encodes 460 amino acids. Gene Ontology annotation, molecular function: RNA binding. NCBI's taxonomy places the organism in Eukaryota, Fungi, Ascomycota, Sordariomycetes, Glomerellales, Glomerellaceae. The transcript has 3 exons. The record is from RefSeq and is a predicted model, not a curated record.
AUGGGCAAGACCAAGUCUACCACCAAGGUCAGCAAGGCUGCUGACCCUCUCACCAAGGUGAAGAGCGCCGCCGUCGCCAAGGCCGUCGAGAGCCCCAAGUCCAAGACCAAGGCGGCCUCCAAGAAGUCCAAGAAGGUCGUCGAGCCCGAGUCCGAGUCCUCCGAGAGCAGCGAGGAGGAAUCCGAGUCCGAGGCUUCCAGCGACUCUUCCGACUCUGAGGAGGAGGAGAAGCCCACCAAGAAGACUGCUGCCCCCAAGGCCGCCGCCAAGAAGGCCGAGUCUUCCGACUCCGACUCUGACGACUCUUCCGAAUCAGAGGAGGAGGAGGCCCCUAAGGCCAAGACCAACGGCGCCGCUAAGAAGGCUGAGUCCUCCGACAGUGACGACUCUGAGGAGGACUCUGACGACUCCGACUCUUCUGACGACGAGAAGACCGAGAAGAAGGCUGAGGCCAGCUCCGACUCCUCCGACUCCGACUCCGAUGAGGAGGAAGAGACCUCCGACUCUAAGGAAGCAUCUGAGACUGAGGCCAAGGUUGAAGAGCCCUCCAAGAAGCGUAAGGCUCUUGACGAGCCUGUCAUCCCCGGCAAGAAGGCUCGCACCGAUAUCUCCGACAAGAGCUCUACUCUCUUCGUCGGCUCCCUCGCCUGGGCUGUCGAUGACAACUCUCUGUACGAGGCUUUCCAGGAAUUCUCUGAUCUCACCGGUGCCCGCGUCGUCACCGACAAGGCCACCGGCCGCAGCCGUGGCUUUGGCUACGUCGACUUUGCUACCCCUGAGGCUGCUGCCGCUGCCCUUGAGGGAUCCCAGGGCCGCGAGCUCGCCGGCCGUGCUAUGAACAUCGACUUUUCCGGCCAGAAGCCCGCUGGAGAGGGUAACCCCCAGGCACGCGCUUUCGACCGCGCCCAGAAGCACGGCGACACUGUCUCACCCGAGAGUGACACUCUCUUCGUCGGCAACCUUCCCUUUGACGUCGACCAGGACACCGUCCGUGCUUUCUUCAGCGAAGCUGCUGAGGUCACCAGCGUCCGCCUGCCCACUGACCCCGAGUCGGGCAACCUCAAGGGCUUCGGCUACGUUUCUUUCAACUCCAUUGAUGAUGCCAAGACUGCUUUCGCUCAGCUCAACGGCCAGUACGUUGGCGAGGGCCGCAGCGGCCGUGCCGUCCGCCUGGACUAUGCCGGCCAGAAGCCCCAGCGUGAGGGCGGUGGCUUCGGUGGCGGCCGUGGUGGUGGCCGUGGUGGUGGCCGCGGUGGCUUCGGUGGUCGUGGACGUGGUGGUGGUGACCGCGGUGGCCGUGGUGGCCGUGGCGGCCGUGGUGGAUUUUCCUCCACCAACCGUGGUGGCUUCGGCGACUUCAAGGGCCAGAAGGUCACCUUCUAA